Molecule: messenger RNA, 462 nt
Organism: Loa loa (African eye worm)
Lineage: Eukaryota; Metazoa; Nematoda; Chromadorea; Rhabditida; Onchocercidae
Exons: 4
Coding region: 1-462 (153 amino acids)
Biological process (GO): regulation of transcription by RNA polymerase II
Cellular component (GO): nucleus; transcription regulator complex
Molecular function (GO): RNA polymerase II cis-regulatory region sequence-specific DNA binding; DNA-binding transcription factor activity, RNA polymerase II-specific
Source: RefSeq, a predicted model, not a curated record
AUGGGAAAUAUAAGCGUGGAACAAAAUGAUCCAUGCUUAUUUCGUUUAGCUUCUACUUUUUCAUCUGAUCAGAUAGAUUGUAUUUGUGAAGCACUUUAUCAAGCACGUGAUGGUGAGAAAUUAUUAGAAUUAUUUCAACCUAAUGUACAUAAUGUUAUGUAUUACCGGUGCCGAUAUUAUUCAAGUUCUGUUCUUCGUGCUUAUCUUUAUGCUUUAUAUUACGGGAAACGUUAUGAAGAACUAUUUCAGACAAUAGCAUCAAAUACCUUCGAACAACGAUUUUAUAAUGAAUUGCAAGACUUAUGGUAUAAGGCACGCUAUGCUGAGAAUGAAGAACGACGACAAAAAGAAUUAGGUGCUGUAGAGAAAUAUCGUUUACGAAAGAAACAUCCACCACCACGAUCCAUUUGGGAUGGACAGGAAACUAUUUAUAGUUUCAAGGAAAAUGCUAGAAAGUUAUGA